GCGCGGAGUGUGCACGUGUGUCGCUUGUGCUCCGCGAUUGACUCGAUAAAAUCCAACUCAGUGAAUCCACGAUGAUUUGACGUAGUGUUGUGCAGUGAAUUUUUUUAUUUUGUUUCUUUCGAGAUUCGAGACAGUGCUAUCUUGCUUGUCUAUGAAUAACAAUAUUGACAAAGAUAAGAUUGUUUAGUGUUAAGAUUGUGUAGUGGUUAAUGUAUGAACGAAAUUUUAAGUUUCUUGGAUCCAGUUGGAUACGUUCAGCGAGUAACAUUGAUGAACACCAAUUUAUGUGCCGUAAUGACUGCAAUGAUGAUCAGCUAUGGUACCAUUAGCUCUAAGCGAGAGGAAUAUUGUAAAAAUUUCUACAUAAAAAAUAUCGGAAAUUUUCUUCACCAAUCGACGCCCUAAUGAAGCACUCCGCAGACGGGAUAUUGAGCUAGAAGCUUCUCUAACUACCUCUCGAGCGCAAUAAAACAACACGCCCAAGCAAUUAUUACCGGAGAACCACUGCGAACGAAAAUAAACUGUAUUCUUUACCACACAAAGACGAGUUCCCUCACUGUCACACCGAGUUCCAAUGGCUGUGCUCAGAAUCGGAAAGUCAGCCCAUGCGAUAUGUCAAUUGAAGAUUAUUCCCAACACUAACCAGAUACACUCCAAAACCAGGAAACUUCACGACGAAGUCGUUUUUCAAACUUGACUAAUCAGAUCUAAGCGAAUUCAAUAAGUAACAACUGUAUAAAGUAGAAAAUCAAAACCAAUGUAUGGGAAGGUCAAGACAACGAUUGUAAGCGUCUCCUGCACCAGGGACUCGUAUGGCGACUCAAAGUCAUAACUCUCACUGUUUACUGCCCAACUUUAUUGCUUUAUCUUCGCAUCUUUUCAUAUUGGUAUCCUUUGUACUGCUCCAAACGUCUAAAGCCUCGGUCAGUUUCAAUGAAUCUGUUAGCUCCGAGUUCAAUAUCAGCGGUCUCAAUUCAUCAGUGAACUGGACGCUUCUGGACGAUAACAGCACUGACGCUAACGUUCAUGUCAAACAUAGCAAAUACUCUAUUGGCGUCAGUAUCUUGCUUGCCACGAUUUUUAUGAUCGUCAUCAUCGGCACUGUCAUCGGAAAUAUACUUGUCUGCGUCGCUGUUUGCUUAGUCAGGAAAUUGAGAAGACCUAGCAACUAUCUGAUUGUCUCUUUGGCAGUGAGCGAUAUCUGCGUGGCUACAAUAGUGAUGCCGAUCGCAAUGGUUUACGAUAUAAUGGGAACGUGGCCUUUCGGACCUGUAAUUUGUGAUUUCUGGGUUUCUAGCGAUGUCCUCUCAUGCGCUGCUAGCAUAUUAAAUCUGUGCAUGAUCUCCGUCGACCGAUAUUAUGCUAUUACGAAACCUCUAGAGUACGGCGUGAAGAGAACACCAAAGAGAAUGUUUUUCUGUGUCUUCAUCGUCUGGAUGAGUGCCGCUUUUAUAUCGCUCCCACCAGUCCUGAUAUUGGGCAAUGAGAAGACUGAGACAUCAUGUUCUGUAUCCCAAAACAAGGUGUACCAAAUAUAUGCUACUCUCGGUUCGUUUUAUAUACCGCUCACUGUGAUGAUAGUAGUAUACUACAAGAUAUUUAGCGCUGCUAGGAAGAUUGUGAAGGAUGAGAAGCGUGCUCAAUCUCAUUUGGAGACUCACUGCUACUUGGAGAUAAAUGUGAAAAAUGGCGGAGCCGCGGAGGCAAGGCUUCUGGGUACGCAACCCACGCCACCAGCGGUCGCGAGGGGAUCUACGGCUAGCACUAACACUACGUGUAGUGUAGACAAAACAGAAAGCACCAUCGGGCGGUGUUUCAGCGGACAACGCAAGUCCAACGAGUCGCAGUGUCCCAUGUUACAGCACAAUAAGACCCCAACAAAACCUAUUCACACCAUUAACCGGUCCACGUCCCACGCCAGCCAGACCUCAGACAAUAAGCCCCAAACCAAGGAACGAAGGAGACAGUCAUCCGAAAGUAGUAGUCAUAAAAUUACGACCAACAGAAUUAGGUCAUCACUUUCAAAUUUUGCUCAAAAAAGUCACAUUGCCAAAGACUUACUUCACUCGUCGCAUUCUCCGCAUCAGAAGAAGCUAAGAUUCCAAUUAGCUAAAGAAAGAAAGGCAUCGACAACUCUUGGGAUCAUAAUGUCUGCGUUUGUUAUCUGUUGGCUUCCUUUCUUCGUGCUCGCCUUGAUAAGACCCUUUGUAGAAGAGGGUGCUAUACCCGAUGCGGUAAGUGCAUUAUUCCUGUGGUUAGGGUACAUCAACAGUUUGCUUAAUCCAAUAAUUUAUGCAACUUUGAAUAGAGACUUCAGAAAGCCGUUCCAAGAGAUCCUUUUCUUUAGAUGUUCUAAUCUGAACCACAUGAUGCGAGAAGAGUUUUAUCAUACGCAGUACGGUGAUCCUGAUCCACAUUACUGCGUGAAUCAUAAUACUAAUGUGCACAAUUAUGAUGAAGGAGUGGAAAUAGUUUCGGCGGUGGAGCGUGACGACACGAGAGCAUCUGAAAGUUUUCUAUGAUUGUCAAUGCCAGAGGUCCACGCAGACCUGGAUACUGUGAUCUAAUUAAGACUUUUAAAGGUAGAACAAGGUCUAACCGUGUUGCGUUGUAUUUCGUUUGACUUUUAUAUUAAGUUGUUUCAAAUCAACUAGUCGUUAUUAAUUUGUAAAUUAUUCCUCUGAGGUUUAGUCAAAUUACUUAUAAGUAUAAUGUAAUUAAGUAAAUAAAUAUUGUAGUGAGUGGCAUUGAAACGAAUGCUAUGGAGAUGUAUACUGGUCAUUCACGGCAGGGCAUCAUAGGGUUGAAUAAUAAUUCAUCAAAACAAUUUCAUCACACAAAUACACAAUAAAUAUUAAAUGAUUCAUUCCUGUUUAUUGGAGUCAUUAAUAUUAUUUCUAUAUAAAUUAUUGUACAAUUCGUAAUUUCACUGAUAAAAACUUAAAAUUGGUUAACUGUAUUCAUAAAAUGUCCCCGAUGUGUGCAAUAUGAUAAAUAAAUAAUUAAUUUAUAUUAAAGUACGAUGAGUUUGUAGUCAAUACUAACUUAUAUCACUAUGAAACUGUAAGCAUCACUUUUUAAUACGCUUGCUUGCUCUGUAUCGUUUAAGGGUCAACUUUGAUAUUAACUUUAGCUUGAGCAGAACAAAUCUAAGUUGUGUAAUCGGCGGCAGUGCGCAGGUUAAAGUUAACGUCAAAGUUGAUUUGUGCACUCUUAAUCUAAACAGAGAUUAGAGAGAGCUAAGCAUGAUUUGGUGAUACUUUUGAGCUUUUGUGUGGUUUACAGCCAUCGCUCCAGAAACCACUCCAAAAUGUGAGACAUAAUGUGGUAUAAAUUUUGGAAUGACCAAAGAGAUAGAUUUUAAUCGAGAUGUUUUAUAUUUAAGCUGUUGUGAAUUUGAUAACCAUAGUAUUAAUACGUAUUAUAUUGUUAUGUGAAUGGUAUAUGUAUGAGUUAACUGUAGUCAAAAGUAUUUUAAUCCAUGUGAUAGUAGGUUAGACAGAAUUUGUUUCUUAUUAUUCACCCAUUUUGUGUUAUGAGUACCUGUCGUUAUAUUAAUAUACGUAUUUUAGUAAAUUCUUUGCAAUAAAAUUGUUAGUAUCUAUAAUAGGCUCAUAAUGAAGGUAUAAAUUAUAUAUUAAUUUUUGGCACUGCCAUGAACUUAGAUGUACAAUAAAUAAUAAUAAUAGAAAUUGAUAAAAUACAAGUAAUUUCUGAUGUAUAGCAUUUUCAAAGAACACAUAUAUCUUUUCCAUAUCAUCAUAAAAACGCCGUUUUUCUUGUCAGACAGGAAUAUCAUAUCACAGUGUUUUUGCAUAUCGUCACAAUUAUUUUCAUCGUUAAUAUUUAAUUUUUCUUUUUAUUUUUCGACGUUGAGAAUACGAAAAUCGUACAACACCUAGAGUGAGCAUAACGAAUCUAUAUUUUUCUGUAAUCUUACUCUCUCACACACAUGCAUGUUUAUUGUUGCAUACGUCAGGAAGCCCAGUCACCUUUUUAUUCGAGUCUACUCUUAAAACGACUAAAUGUAUAUUCAAUCUCAUCCUGUUUUGAGUAGUGGAUGUAAAAAUAUACGAGGCAAGUGUGGGUAUGUCACUCGUAAAAUUUGUGAGUUGCUCUCGACCAAUACUGCAUUUCAAUAAUAUAUAACAAAUAAAACGAAGAAAUCUGAAGAAAAUAAUAACAACAGUCUCCUCGGUUUAGACAAUUAAAUUAGAAAGUAUAAUUUGGUGGCGCCGUGUUUCGGUUUCCCAUUUAUUAUCUCAAUUAACUGAAGAUUUUCGAGUUACCGUGCUUAAAUUGGGGAGUUUCCUUGUUCCUCUUUAUUUCUUCUGAAAAUACCGUUUUUUUUGUAAACAAUAUCUCUGUCUUAUAUAUAUUUCUACUUAACUGAACGGGAUUGAAAUUCAAAAUUCUUUAUUAAAAUUAGAAUGAUAUACAUCACAAUGACGUCAAAAAUUUAAUUAUAUGUAAGUCUAUACCCACAUCCAAAGCGCAGGUGAAAAAAAAGCGGCGCAAUAUGCGACACGUCAGAUUGAAAGUACUAGAUUUAUUUCAAGGUAUAUUUGCCUUUAUCUUUGCAUGAAUUCAAGAGAAGUAAUAUUUUUCUUGGUCAAUUGCAAAAUAUCUAAUACUAUUUCAUAUCAUUCAUUUUAUUAUCUAGAAUAUUCAUUACAGGUACCACCACAUUUUAUAAUACACAUAACAAAAUUCGUACAAAUUCGUUUUCUCAACGUCAUCAUUUAGAUCAACAUUUUAACAUUGAACAAAAUCUCUAUAGUAGAAAAAACAAAAGUUGUAAAUAUUGUCAAUAAUGCACUAGUGAUGUAAAUAAAGAUUAAGUAUAUAAUAUAAAUAAAUAGAAGGUAAAUAACGCAGAAACCGUGUGGGGAAACUACGCUUGGUUAAAAAUAAUUUGUCAUUUCGAUUUGAUGUUUUUAAUGAGAUAUAAUAUUCUUUUGAUGUAGUUUCUGUCCAUAUUGCUGUUUGUGGUUGUGUGUGGAUAUAUUAUUGUUGAUAAACCACAGACUUAAAUACUUGUAGAGGUGUAAUUUUUCUUAGAUGCAAUUUUGGAUAAGAAAAUGAAAAGGUGGCAAUUUUAUUAGUAGAAAUUGAUAUAUAUUUAACGUAAAAAAAUUAUAUUAUUCCGAAAUUAAACUGAUCUUAAGAUUUAUAAAAAAUCUUUAAUAAACAAAUUGUCGUAUUAAUUAAAACUAAUCAUGAAUAAAAACGAAAUAUUUUUGUUUGUAAUAACUUAAAUCAACGAAAAGCAUUUUUCGAUGAAUCACUUGAAAAGAAAGUUACAAAUGCUGCCUUUUCGUCUUCAUCCACUUAACGAACUUAGCCCACCUGGUGCCACAUGAUUGUGACCUAGUUUGUCUUGUAGAGUUGGCACUGCACCGAGGUGAGAGAAUAUCGCUCUAGUGGUUCGAAUAACUACUCGAUUUUCUACUCGAUUCAGACGUGAGCAAUUUGUGCAAACUUACCACCUAAUCAAUCUUUAAGAUUUCUUUGUUUUUUGAGAAUAAUUUAUUUUUACUGAAUAUUUUUGUAAAUAAAUUGUUGGAUUCGAUUAUUUUCAAGUUAACUAAAGAGUUUUAAUCAUAAUUGAAACAGCCAACUUCAAAAAAUUGUGUUCAUUUUGUUACCUGAUUUUCAAAAUGUAUGCAAAAGUAAUAAUUUAAUUGUUUGUAAAUAUAAUAAUUGACUUGUUCGAACCAUUUUUGAGAAAUAUUCUCGUCACGUCGUGAUUUUCCGGCCUAAUCUAUUAAUAUAAGUAACGCCUACUUUCAUACCUAUAUACGAACCUCUAUAAUAACAGCAAAAAAAUUUCAACUUAUAAAAGAUGGCUGUUAUGAGUUUAACGGUAAUUUCAUUAUGAAUCAACAAUCACACAGUCUUGUAGGCAAACGGUUCAAAGUUUUUUUCAAUCAUCCUAUGUUACGUAGAUGAUUUUUUUUUACUUUGACGUGUCUUUCACUCCUUUUUAUUUAAAUGUCUGUAAAAUAAAAAAAAAUAAUUUUGGUGAGAGUAAAAAUUUUAAUUAUUAAAAAAAUGCUAAUAUUUUUUCGAAAAAAUGUUUUAACAAUUUGGACCACAUGACUGAUCAGCUUUGUGCGGUUUCAUAGUGAAAAAUACUACUCAAUUUUAUUAUUAUAUUGCUUACUUUUUGUAUAUAAUUUAUUUAUGUUUUUCUAUGUUUAUGUCCGAUUUUUGAUGAAAACUUACAUUUAUACAUUUAAUUUUAUUUUUCUUGAAUGAAUGCUACCCCAAAAAUAUUUUUAUUUCUAUUUUUUCAAUAUUUUUUGUCAAAUGUCCGCAUAUGAUAGAUAUACUAUGCUUAACUAACAUUUUUGAUAUUAAAACAUUUUUAAGAAUAAUCUUAUACGAUCAUGGACAGCUCAUUAUACUUAAAAAAAUAAAAGACAUCAAAAAUCGGACAACAACAAUAACAUUUUAUUUGAUGUAAAAAUUGUUAUUUAUAUUAUUGCUAAAGCUUUUGAGGUACAAAGUAUUUUUCGACGGUGUUAAGGGGUCACUAGGGGCCAGUAUCUCCUUUCAUGUUAUAAGCCCAAAUACUUAACUAUUACAAAAAAUACGGAUCGCCGCAGGAAAAUGCUUUAAGAAAUAUUUUUGUAUUUUCCGUUGUCGAUAAAAUAUUUUAGAUUCUUGCUGAAAUAUAUGUAUGAAAUUCUCUUUUUUGUAUAUUUCUUUAACAUAUUUUACUUAUUAAAAACCAAAUUUUAAAAAUAUAUUGAUAAAGUUGAAAUGGCAAUUACAUAAUUAGUAUUUAUACUAACAAUUUUAAAAUUAUAAGUCUAUUGAAUAAGAAAUCAAUAGGCCAUAUUUAUUUAGUUACCAUUUCAAAAUUAUCAAUAUAUUUUUAAAUUUAAGUUUUUCUAAAAGGUAAAUUCUUAAAGGUUAUUUUUUUAUUUCAGUCAAAUGUUUUCCAUUCUCAAUUCGACCGUUUCAAUGUUGGCAACAUUUGUGAAAUGUCAGAAUUCCGUUAAAUAAAAAAUCAUACCUCAGGUACUUUAUUUGUCUGAUGUGAUUAGAUAAAUAAAUAAAUAAUAAUAAUAAUAAAUAAAUAUAUUAGGACAAAUCACACAGAUUGAACUAGCCCCAAAGUAAGUUCGAGACUUGUGUUAUGGGAUACUAACUCAACGAUACUAUAUUUUAUAACAAAUACAUAUAUAGAUAAACAUCCAAGACCCGGGCCAAUCAGAAAAGAUCAUUUUCCAUCAUGACCCGACCGGGGAUCGAACCCGGGACCUCUCGGUUCAGUGGCAAGAACUUUACCACUGCGCCACCGCAUAUACAAAUAUACAACCAUUACAUAGAAAAUAGUUAAUAUUCAAUUAGUUUGACUAAAAUAACGUGUUUUUGACAUUUGUAAAACAAUCUACAUUAUUUAAUAACUUCCUCUCACAUUUUUGAAUGUCAUACAAAAUAGAUUCUGGCAAAACAUUGAGCAAUCGAAGGAAUAUCUAAUGGAUAUCGGUGAAAUAUAGAAAUUUACGUCAAUAGCGAUCUUGAACUGUUGCAAUAACAAACCAUUUGAUUUACGAUCGAUGUAGCUGUCAGUUCUCUAACAAUAUUCUAAUAAUACAGUGUUCAAUGCAUACCGUCUAUUCCGUUGCCGCGGCCAUUUUGAAUCUUACUGUUAUCUAAUGCCAAAGAAAAACACAUCGGAAAUGUUCAUACUUUGUUUUAUGGUGAUUCGUGUUGAAAUACUUUAUAAGAGAGUAUAUUGUUUUUGCUAUUUUUAGUUACAUCUACUAGUUAGUAUAUUUUAUUGAUAAUUCAUUGAAAAAUCAUAUUUGUAUUUAAUGAAUACAAAAAUAGCAAUAUAUUUAUAUGAAAACAUCUGCAAUAUUUAAAUAUGCUUCAAAUUUUAUAAAAACUUUAAUAUCUAGUCUCCAGUGACCCUAAACUCCUUAUAGCUGCUAUUACGUUAAGAGUCGGUUGCAACAGUCAACUUUAACGUUAAUUUUAACGUCGGCUCAUAAAAUAUAACAUUUAUGUACUUUGCAAUCUUGCAUCCGAUUUCGUAUAAACCUAUUCUGUAUGAAUUAUAUUUUAUAUGUAUGUUGUAUAAUAUUGUGGCUCUUAAACUGUACCUAGUUAUAUUUAUCGAAAAUUAAAUAUUUUAUAAAUAAUGAAAAACAUUUUAGCAAUAUAUCCGUCUCUAAAAUCAGUAUGAUCAAAUCAUAGAAACCUAUCUUCAAAUCUUCGAUCCCUGGUUCAAAUACAAUGCUUACAUAAUCAUGCGCAGGAAACAUAUGUUCCAGUGAAUUGGGUACCUUAUCUUGUCAAGUUGGUUACCCCGACCCUGUUCCAAUCAAUCGUGUCAUCUUACCCCUAAUAUUAGAACCAACCCUUGUGAAAUGUAUCAAAACCUACCUAUCCAUAUUGUAUUUUCUUAUGUAGGGUCGUAAAGCGACGAAAUAAAAAUUAGAUUUCAA
Messenger RNA from Plodia interpunctella (Indianmeal moth), 8465 nucleotides. RefSeq names its product 5-hydroxytryptamine receptor 1-like. Gene Ontology annotation, molecular function: G protein-coupled receptor activity. Lineage: Eukaryota; Metazoa; Arthropoda; Insecta; Lepidoptera; Pyralidae. The coding region runs from base 813 to 2522 and encodes 569 amino acids. Gene Ontology annotation, cellular component: plasma membrane. The record is from RefSeq and is a predicted model, not a curated record. Gene Ontology annotation, biological process: adenylate cyclase-activating adrenergic receptor signaling pathway. The transcript has 6 exons.